CGGAAUAAAUAAGAAAGCUCAAAGCUACAAGAUGAGAAAAACGAGGAAGAAAUUGAGAAAACGAUGGAAGCGAAGUUGUCGCGUGCGGCAAAGAAGCUCACAACGUCACCCAUUCAAGAACUCUCCCAUCUUGCACAGUGCUGCAAUGCCAUCAAUCUCGCUGAGGGCUUCCCGGACUUCCCUGCCCCUCUCCACAUAAAAAACGCUGCCGUUUCCGCAAUCAAUUCUGACUUCAACCAGUACAGGCACGUGCAAGGCAUAUGUGAUCACCUGAGCCAGAUGGUGAAGGAAAUUCAUGGCUUGGACAUCAACCCCUUAACGGACGUUGCUAUUUGCUGUGGUCAAACUGAGGCAUUUGCAGCAGCAAUUUUUGCAACAAUUGAUGCUGGUGAUGAAGUCAUACUGUUUGACCCUUCGUAUGAAACAUAUGAAGGAUGUAUUACCAUGGCUGGGGGAGUCCCAAUACAUGUGCCGCUUGACCCACCUCAGUGGACUCUGGAUCCAAGCAAAUUGCUGAGAUCACUAACGGAGAGAACUAAAGCCAUAGUACUGAACAGUCCUCACAAUCCAACUGGCAAAGUUUUCACAAAAGAAGAACUUGAGACUAUUGCUAGAGCGUGCUGCAGCCAAGAUCAUUUAUCAUGCUUUCUGCAGGUAUAUGAGCAUAUAACAUACGACACCGUGAAACAUAUAUCCCUUGCCACAUUUCCAGGAAUGCAAGAGCGGACUGUUAUAACAUCGUCUUUGUCUAAAACAUUUAGUGUUACAGGCUGGAGGGUUGGAUGGGCAAUUGGACCUGCUUUCCUUGCAUCUGCUAUCAGAAAUAUUCAUAUCAAAGUUACGGACUCGGCACCAGCGCCAUUUCAGGAAGCUGCAUUGACUGCUUUGAGAAGUCCCCCAGAAUACUUUCAAACAUUGAAAAGUGAUUAUCAAUCAAAACGAGACUUUAUUGUCAAGUUGCUUGCUGGAGUAGGUUUCAAGAUACAGUUUAUACCUCAAGGUUCCAUCUUCUUGUUUGCGGAGCUUCCAGAAGAUUGCCUCCUAUCUGAUGUAGAAUUUGUUAAGAAACUAAUACUAGAAGCAGGGGUGGUGGCUGUACCAGGACAAGGAUUUUUUCACGCAAACUUAUCAUCUAAUGGAAUUUCUGAAGGAAGUUGUUCCUACCAGAAGAGAUAUAUAAGAUUUGCAUUUUGUAAGAGCCAUGAAACCUUGGCUGCGGUUUCAGAAAGACUGGGUAACCUUUUGAAUGGUGAAGGCUUCUUGCGCUAAACGAAAUGGCAUCUUACGUAUUGGGGAAAGCUUUGGGAGCAAUUUGUUUAACAUUCUAAAAGAUCAUGAAACAAUUUGUCAAUUUCUUUUCUUUGGUAUUAAUUUGGACGAAGCAUAAAUUAUUAAGUACCAAAUUUUGGAUAUUA
Messenger RNA from Arachis duranensis, 1415 nucleotides. RefSeq lists its product as uncharacterized. The record is from RefSeq and is a predicted model, not a curated record. Lineage: Eukaryota; Viridiplantae; Streptophyta; Magnoliopsida; Fabales; Fabaceae. The transcript has 9 exons. Gene Ontology annotation, cellular component: cytoplasm. Gene Ontology annotation, molecular function: L-kynurenine:2-oxoglutarate transaminase activity; pyridoxal phosphate binding. Gene Ontology annotation, biological process: biosynthetic process. The coding region runs from base 64 to 1269 and encodes 401 amino acids.